AUGACUUCUGGAAGUAAACUGGCGAAUAUUUUAACUUUUAGUAAUGUCAUAAAUGGUCUAGUUAUCGUAAAUGGCGCUUUAUUAUAUACAAUAUACACGAAUUAUAAAGCCAAACGACCAGAGUAUAAGCUAGUAGAGCCACCAACAGAAACACAUCGCAUCAACAUCUACAACUCAAUUGCUUCAACAUAUGAUUCUACUUUCGAACCGAUUUUCGAGAAGAACAAGGUAAACAAGACCAAAAAGGUUAUUGUUGCAAAUGCCACGGGUCACGUAUUGGAGGUAGCCGCUGGUACCCUUGGAAAUCUCAAAUACUAUGGAGAUAUCGAUAGUCUUACUGCGAUAGACAAAAGCGUCCGCAUGUGCGUGGAGAUGAAGAAGAAAGUGGAAAAGGAGAAACCAAAGUUUCCAGUUACUAUAAUCUGUGGAGAUGCUUCAAAAGUGCCUUUCAAUGACUCUGGAUUCAAUACUAUAGUUAGCACCUAUGCCCUGUGUUCAGUCGAGGAUCCAGUUGCAUGCGUCAAGGAAAUCGCAAGGGUUAUGAAACCCGGAGGAUCAUACUUUGCCCUAGAACGAGGUAAAAUUCACUAUUGGCCCAUUAGAAAACUCAUGUCGGCUCUGAGGCUUUAUCCAAACCCAUCAGUGCCAUGGAAAAACGGAUAUUAUGAAGACCGUGAUCCACUGCAAAUCAUACAAGACGGCGGACUGAAAGUUGCCAAGUUUGUCGUUUUUGGGUUUGGAGUAAAUUACUCGAUUUUUUCAAAACGUGACAAUGUAAAGGUUGUACACUUUGCAGAUGGACCAGAGAUUGACCAAGAUACCAAGGUUUUUUAUAGGUAUACUCCGCAGUGA
Molecule: messenger RNA, 852 nt
Organism: Theileria equi strain WA
Lineage: Eukaryota; Apicomplexa; Aconoidasida; Piroplasmida; Theileriidae
Product: methyltransferase domain containing protein
Exons: 6
Coding region: 1-852 (283 amino acids)
Molecular function (GO): S-adenosylmethionine-dependent methyltransferase activity
Source: RefSeq, a predicted model, not a curated record